CAGGCGUACAAAAACUACCCAUCGCAAUUGAAGUGCAGUGGAAAAAUCUGUCUAAUAUGGUUUUAAGACAGGCAAAAAUAGGGUGUAAUGAGUUGCAAAGUGGUGGAGUGAAGUUUUUUCUCCCUGGCGCAGCCGGCAGCCAUCACUUUCUGAAACCAACAUACUCUACACGCCUAUGGCCGCCUUGGUUCGCUCCUGAGGACUACGCUGGGGGAACUUUUGCUGACGUGGCGACAUAUGUGGGCGCACAUGUCGGCCACGGUGCUCCACCUCUGGCCCAUGUGUCUCCCCAAAAAGCUACAGUCUUUGAGACACACACAAUCUUUUGUCGACGGAUCCCCAUUAAAUCCAACAACGUCAUUCCAUUGUCAACCAUGACGUUCACUGUGUCACAUGCUUCAUACGCCUGA
Messenger RNA from Sphenostylis stenocarpa, 410 nucleotides. The record is from the annotation of a GenBank genome assembly. NCBI's taxonomy places the organism in Eukaryota, Viridiplantae, Streptophyta, Magnoliopsida, Fabales, Fabaceae.